This is a messenger RNA of Daucus carota subsp. sativus, 486 nucleotides long. Its product is annotated as chaperone protein dnaJ 11, chloroplastic. The transcript has a single exon. Bases 1 to 486 code for a protein of 161 amino acids. The record is from RefSeq and is a predicted model, not a curated record. NCBI's taxonomy places the organism in Eukaryota, Viridiplantae, Streptophyta, Magnoliopsida, Apiales, Apiaceae.
AUGGCCGGAACCCUAGCUGCUCCCACACUUCUCCAUUUCUCAGGCGACAAUCAGUUACUUCAUGCCGCCAAAUCGAUUUCUAGCUCGACAACCUCUCUGCCGCGCCGGAGAUUUUGUGCGACGGCGCUGCACGCUGUCGCCGAUCCGACGCCGGUGAUGGCGGAGUCCAGGAGGCCGGCGAGUCUGUACGAAGUGCUCGGUCUCAGCAAAAACGCGUCGUCGGUGGAAAUCAAGUCGGCGUAUCGGAGCUUGGCGAAGAUGCACCAUCCGGACUCGUCGGAAUCAACGGAUGGCGGAGAUUUUAUUAGGAUUCAUAAGGCGUACACGACGCUCUCUGAUCCGUCGGCGAGAGCGCUGUACGAUCUGUCGUUGCGGGCGGCGGCGAAGAUGAGAGAUAGGAGGCGAUUUGAAUACGCGGCGGCGCCGGCGAGUUAUCAGAAAGGAUAUUGUACGCCGAGACGAUGGGAAACAGAUCAGUGCUGGUAG